AUGCAAGUGAUCUGCAAUCGCAAGUCGACUCAAGAGGUCCGUGCGAGAGCAGAUAGGGAGGUGCUUGUAGAGUCUGGUGUAGGCGAAACUCCACUCCACGAUGAUAUGGCGCGUUCGUUGAUUGGAUUCUUUGCUAAUCCUGCAAACUGGUUGUCUAGCUUCUACCCAAGCAUACCUAACAUCAUCCACCUUUUCCCAACUCGCCAAACUCGCAUCUCCAAACCAACCCUCAUUCCUGGCUUUCCAUUCUCCUAUCCUCGACUACCACCUCCGUCGACUGACACACUCCUCAACAUACCCACUCACCCCAUCCAAGUACGGCGUUCCCAGCUGAAAAAUUACACCACCACGCGUUACGCUCGGCACUGGCAAAGCAGAUCACCCUUCAAGCUGAAGCUUCAGCCACCAACACACAAACAAGCGAUUGGUCUUUGCAUGCUUCAUCCACCUGGAAGUCCUCCAUUCACAUUGCAGAUCACAUUGGAUAUUUGCAGUUGGAUCGCUUCAGCGACCGAAAAUGAUAGCACUGGGUUGCCUUCGAUCACGAUCGCACAGACUACGCUCACUGCCAAUGCUGCUGUUGUAGUCAGUUAUUAUCCGGACGAAAACUUCAUACGCACACUAUCUGAUAACGGUCGUCGCAAUCACUGCUUUGGCAUGCUGCUGGACUGUCACGGUCCCUUACAGAAUCUUGAAUGUUCUGCGCUCUUUGAUAUCAUCGUCGCGGUUGAUACGCCGUGGAAUUCUGAGACUCACGUCCAGUUUAUCAACACGCUUUGCAUGUGUCUUGAUCACAGCCCAUCAGACGCUCGCAUAUAG
Messenger RNA from Suillus subalutaceus, 819 nucleotides. RefSeq lists its product as uncharacterized. The transcript is spliced from 4 exons. The record is from RefSeq and is a predicted model, not a curated record. NCBI's taxonomy places the organism in Eukaryota, Fungi, Basidiomycota, Agaricomycetes, Boletales, Suillaceae. The coding region runs from base 1 to 819 and encodes 272 amino acids.